ACCAUGACAUUCCCUCGAUCCCCAGCGUUUAGAAUGUCUUUAUCUGUCCGUCAAAUCAUCAGCCCUUACGGUCAUCUUCCCAGUAUCUCAUCACGGCAGCAGCGCGUUUCGAUCUUCCACCAACACGCGAACACCCAGGCUAGCAAUGACAGAAGCUUCAAAAGAAGAGCAGCAGGGGAGAACAAGUCCGGACUCGGCAAGCUUCGAGAAAGAGCCCAUCCACACAUCAUCAGAUCGUGCGUCCGCCACCGACGAUGCGCAACCAAAGACAGAAGGCACUACCGACGUCGACGUCGAGGCCGGGACCAGCAACGAUGACCCGGCAAGCGAGACAGACCCCAACAUCGUAGACUGGGAAGGACCAGACGACCCCGAAAACCCCAAGAAUUGGCCGGACUCGAGAAAAUGGACUAAUAUCGCGGUGCUGUCGACAUUGACCCUCGUGACCCCUCUGGGAUCUUCUAUGUUCGCGCCUGGCAUCCCCGGCAUCAUGGUUGAGUUCCACAGCUCCUCAGCAACGACAGCAACGUUCCUCGUCUCCAUUUACGUCCUCGGUUUCGCAUUUGGGCCCCUCUUCGUCGCGCCCCUGAGCGAAGUGUUGGGCCGGAGACCGCUCUACUUUUGGGGGAAUGUGUUGUUUGCCAUCUUCUCCGCCGGCACGGCACUGAGCAACAGCAUCGGCAUGAUGAUGGCCUUUCGACUGCUCAUGGGUCUUGCCGGCUCUGUGCCGAUAACGAUUGGCAGCGGCAGUAUUGCUGACAUCAUGCCCAUUGAGAAACGCGGGAGGGCUAUGUCGGCGUGGGCUAUGGGUCCCCUUCUCGGACCUUGCGUUGGGCCUGUGGCUGGGGGAUAUUUGAUCCAGGCGGCUGGAUGGAGAUGGGUGUAUUGGUUGGUUGUCAUAAUGUCCGGCAUCUUCAUCCCCUUCUCCUGGUUCCUCCUCCGUGAAACCUUCGCUCCCAUCCUACUGGAAAACAAGGCAAAAGCACUCCGAAAGUCCACAGGCAACCCGGACCUGCGAAGUAAGCUCGCCGAUUACGUCAACCCCAAAGAGCAGUUCAAAACCGCCUUCAUCCGACCCUUGAAGCUUCUCCUCAUAACCCCCAUCGUCACCCUGAUGGCUCUAUACAUCGCCAUCACCUACGGCAUACUCUACCUUCUGAUCACCACCUUCUCCUUCGUCUUCACCGAACACUACGGCUUCGAUGAAGGCACCAACGGCCUGACGUUCUUACCUGCGGGCAUCGGCAUGAUGAUCGGCGUCGCAGGCUUCGGACAGCUCAGCGACUACAUGGUUAAACGGAACAUGGCCAAGGGCGUCACUCACCAGCCCGAAGUGCGGCUCUUGCCCACGUUGACCAUCCCGAAUGGCUUGGCUCUGCCCGUUGGCCUCUUCAUCUACGGUUGGACGACAGAGUAUGGUGUUCACUGGAUCGUACCCAUGAUCGGCGUCGUCCUCUUCAGUGCCGGGCUGAUGGGCAUUAUGAUGUGUGUCCAAAACUACCUGCUAGACACGUACCCCAAUUAUGCAGCCUCCGUCACUGCGGCGAUGACGGUGAUGAGGUCGCUCCUGGGAGCCCUUAUCCCAUUAGGAGGUCUUGAGAUGUACAAUGCGCUAGGCCUUGGAUGGGGCAACAGUCUGCUUGCAUUCAUCGCAUUGGGACUUGUGCCGAUACCCGUCGUCUUCUAUAUCUUUGGCGAGCGUAUCAGGGGCAAAUUCAACCCUAAAUUGUAAUUUUGUCUGAGAUAUUGGGAAAUUCUACGCAGAAUGACAUGGGGUGUAGACAGAGCAUAGACAGAGCAUAGAUGCGACACCGUACAUUAUUAGAGACAUAAUUUUUACCUACCA
Pseudomassariella vexata is the source of this 1846-nucleotide messenger RNA. Its product is annotated as polyamine transporter 3. The record is from RefSeq and is a predicted model, not a curated record. Gene Ontology annotation, biological process: transmembrane transport. Gene Ontology annotation, cellular component: membrane. NCBI's taxonomy places the organism in Eukaryota, Fungi, Ascomycota, Sordariomycetes, Amphisphaeriales, Pseudomassariaceae. Gene Ontology annotation, molecular function: transmembrane transporter activity. The coding region runs from base 146 to 1732 and encodes 528 amino acids. The transcript is spliced from 4 exons.